Molecule: messenger RNA, 558 nt
Organism: Aspergillus oryzae RIB40
Lineage: Eukaryota; Fungi; Ascomycota; Eurotiomycetes; Eurotiales; Aspergillaceae
Exons: 1
Coding region: 1-558 (185 amino acids)
Source: RefSeq, a predicted model, not a curated record
AUGGUUGCUUACUUAAAUCUUUGUUUCCGUGCAUUGGACGAACUAGGCCAGUCGUUUGAGAAUGCCAAACGGACCCGUGACUUCCUGGUUAGUCUACAACGAAGGUGGCAGGCCCAUAUGCGCAGGUCAGGCUCCGCUUUGAAGCGCCAAAUAAGCAAUCGGCCAUCAUCGCAACAUCUAGUAGGCCUCAGCUCGGACGCAGAUGCUUCCAGGAAGAAGACACGAAUCACUGCCCCGAGAAACCAGAUCAACUAUCCAGUCUCAGCGACUGCGGCGUCACAGGCUACUACCGCCGUUCCUAACCAACCGCAAUCGCAACCGCAACCCUCUGGGCAACAUCCCCUCGACGCGACUCAGCAUAUUGGGGUGCCUGGGGAAUUCGACUGGAUUCGCAACUCUGACCUGCAGCUGCUUUCAGGAAAUUUUGGUGACAGUAGUUUCUCCCAAUUUGGUAACGUCAAUACGUUCGGGGAAGACCCUGCAUUGCCCAGUCUUUCUGAUAUUGAGCCCUGGUGGGAUACUCCAAAUGGGAACACCUUUGGGGGAUCUUCUUUAUAG